AUGCAAGCUCCCGAUGGAAGCAGUCCGGGCGGACGCGCCGCGCUCCUCUGCCUUUCGACGGACUUGAAGCUCCAUCCUGCCAUCGUAGCAGCAGCGCUUGAGUACGCGUUUGACUACCAACAUAUUUUCCCUAGCGCCAGCCAGGCUCUUUGCUUCGGUAUUGUUCGUCAAGGGCACUGUGCCAACAUGCAGAUUCUGGAUGUCGCGCUGCAGAGGCUUACGAAGACCUUUGAAGGUCUCUUCGACACGCUGGCUGUGGAGCACAUCUCUGUGGGACAGUGGCCCGCGCAGCCCUCUGCUCAUGACCACAGACAGUCGCCGCACAGUGUGCAGGCUGCAUCAACGCCUGGCAACGCCAUGAGACGAUCUGUUGCCUCGUUCACGCCGAGCGCUCGCCUUAUUGCGUCCUGGCCGGUGCCUCAACAGAGGCGCUCGACUCUGUCGUCCAAGAUGCCAAGCUCUUCCACCAGUUCCCACAGUAGCAAUGCUCACGAUCUGUCGUCGGUGAUCGAUGCCACUAAGUUCAGAUGUAAUUAUGCAAGUAAGCAAUGCGUUUCCUUAUCGAUUUCGGCUGCAAGCCCAGUCUUGGCCAGUCUAAACCUCCGCACGUCUGCCGGCAGAGACGAAGUCUAUCGGAAGGCUGCAGAUUCCAUGUGCAUGUGA
Didymella exigua CBS 183.55 is the source of this 663-nucleotide messenger RNA. RefSeq lists its product as uncharacterized. Lineage: Eukaryota; Fungi; Ascomycota; Dothideomycetes; Pleosporales; Didymellaceae. The record is from RefSeq and is a predicted model, not a curated record. Bases 1 to 663 code for a protein of 220 amino acids. The transcript has 3 exons.